This is a messenger RNA of Conger conger (European conger), 2540 nucleotides long. RefSeq lists its product as uncharacterized. The coding region runs from base 145 to 2514 and encodes 789 amino acids. Lineage: Eukaryota; Metazoa; Chordata; Actinopteri; Anguilliformes; Congridae. The transcript has 20 exons. The record is from RefSeq and is a predicted model, not a curated record.
CUUUGUUUUCAUUGGCCAUUACAACUCAGCGCGUCUACUGACGGUGUAAAAAAACAAAGAAACACUCGGUCCGUUUUAUAUUCAGAACAAACGAGGUCUAGAUCAUUUUAUCGGACUACUUUUUGGAAUUUAAAUACAAGACUUAUGGGGUCACUUCUCCUCUGGGGAGUUACCUCACUGUUCGUGGCCCUGUUGGCCAGUGUGUACGCUGACAUAGCGACUCAAGGCAAAUCCCGACACGGUGCAAGUGUAGCUGAAUGCAGAGACCGCUACUUCUUGAUAUCGACAGACUUGAACUUCGCAGGAAAUCACUUCUGGUUUGAAAUUAUUGAUAAUGGAGUGCAUAAGCUGGAGCCCAAAUAUGCAGCAGAAUGUGGCUACACUUUCAGCACCAUCAAUGCAAAAGAAUUCCUGAUCCUCAGAGUAUCCUACUUUGCCUGUCAUGUGGAAAAUAAGGAUGAUGCAGAGUUCAACCUGCACUAUCAGAUUGUAAAAUUGGAUGUGAGAGGGGAGAAGACCACACACCCCUCACAGAUCUCCUGCAAACUGGACAGAGAUUGGAAGCCCAGGGAGGUGGUCUGUGAAGAGAAUUACAUGGAGGUGUCUAUACAGUGGAACAUGUUCAGGCUUUCAGAGUCCACCACACAAAAAUACUGGGAAAUGGGUCCUUCUGGUGAUACAAGGCUCUCAGGAUGGCAAAUCCUGAUUAAGAGGUCUGAUGCUAAGCCCAUCGUACUCUCUUUAGAAGAGGCCCGCAAUCAGGGGUACACCGUGACUUAUACUACACGUCGUAUUGUCUUCCGUUCCCCCUACAACACAACCUUGGCAGAAAUCCAAAUGGUGCAUGGAAUUGAAGUGGAGAUGAUCAAUGCUACAGUUGUUUUCAGACAGAACUGGGUCCUCGUCUCCAUCAAGGCAAUCCCUGCCUGUGCCAUAAACCCAGGGAAUUUCAAUGGUUCACAUCUGGGGUGGACUGUCCCGAAGAUCAUGCCACCUCUGACACAAUCUCCCUCAAAAUUUGAGGAAAAGGACCUCCUGAUUGGUGUGGAUGGACAUGUAGUGGACAGGGCCACUAUGAAAACCCUGAACUACAAGCUGGACAUAUCUGGGCCGUAUGUGACGGUCUCUGUCCCUCUUUGGGCAAUUGGAGGGGUAAAUGAGAGCCAUGUCAUUAAUAACCAGUACCACAGUCGGUACACAGUCCAGCUAUACAUUCAACACCUUUGGGCAGAUGACAUGUUUGAAGAGACUGAGCAUCGCAGUUUUAGGGUUGUGAGGACCUCCUACAUUCCAAGGGUACCUUUCACUGCUGACCUAACUACAAUUGAGGAGCGCAUCUUCACUGUGUAUCUGGGAAACAUCCCUUAUGAUGUGGACCUGACUGCAGUGAACCUCAAUGGAGAGACCUUUACUGUGCCUGAAGCAAUUCAAAAUGGCUAUCCCAUCACAAAUGUCCCUCAUUCUAAUGGAUCCCAUGCCUAUCUUAUCAGAGUUCCUAUUGAUGACCCCAUUGUGCCUAAGAUGCACUUGGGAGAGGGCGUUGUUCAGUUCCUCUUGGAAAUAAACUACACUCUGGACAUCAUGCCCCAAGAAGAUCCAUACUAUCAUCCAGCUUCUGUUACGGCUAAGCACAAGGAUUACUCCCCUCCUGUCUUCAAUGCGGUUUGCACAGAGAAGGGAAUUAUCUUCAAUAUUGACCAAAAAAAGCUGGGAUAUAUGUGGGAACUCAGUAUUGGACAUUAUGCCCUUACUUCUGAGUUGGCAACAAAGCAUGGCUACAUCCUCUUCAAUGACAGCCAGAGCAUGACCCUGGAGAUUCCCCUUUUCACCACUGGCUAUCUAUAUGAGGAUAUCAACUUGAGCCAAUUCGUUGGAACUUUUGAAGUUGUCUUGAGAGACACCAGAACUCAGAAGAUUGCAGAAACAAUAGUGAAGCGCUGCCUCUUCAAAACACAUGAGCUCGUUGUGUGUGCACCUGAUGGAGUAGUCACAGUGGUGAUCACCACAGCCACAGCAUUACCAGCCGUGGACCCAUGGCAGACCACUCUUCUGGACAAAGCCUGCAAGCCUAAGGAGUCUGAUGAGGCUCGCGCUCUCUUUACCUUUCACGUUAAUGGCAACUAUUUGACCUAUGGAAAUGAAGUGGUCUUUAAUAGGGCUAUAAUUCCAGCCCACCAACCAGUCAUCACCAGGGAUUCUGAAUUCAGACUUACUGUAAAUUGCAUUUACCAAAUAAAUGAUACUGUCAGACUACACACUGACAGAAAGUUUCUGGAGGAGCCACAAGUGUCUGGUGUGGGAUCCGUUACGGAGACCAAAAGGCACUUUGAUCCUGGACAGAUGAAUGUGUUAAAUAAGCACAAUGGCAUUGUGAGAGGUAGCACAUCUGAAGACUUAGAAACAUUGAAUGAAAUGGAAGAAUACAAUUCUGCAUUCCCAUAUGUGCCUGUUGUUGGAGUGACAAUCGCUGUGCUUGGGACUUUGCUCGCUGCUUUGAUCAAAAGGAAAUGUUGAAUUUUCAAUAAAGAGUUGUGCACCAA